GUAAAAAAAGAGGAACGAUUUUUUUUGACAAAUGUCAAAAAGAAAUAAGUCAAAAUUUAAAAUUGUUUAUUAGCAAAUUCGCGAAAAAAGCCAAGAAAAUGAGUACCGCGAGUACCGCAGUUGUUAAAAAACCAUCCGUUGAGGAUCAUUUAAGUUCGAAAUGUAUAGAUGCGAAAGCACGGUCGACGAAUUUUAUCGCAAUUUGUCUUUGGGGUAUAGCCGCUAUCGUUUCGGCCGCUAACACAGAAGUGAGCCCUAAUGCCACGGGAAUUUCCGUCUCUAUAAAAGCCCAAGAUGUCCUUUUAAUGUUAUCGAUGACUUAUCUACUUGGAAAAGGACUAAGAGAUGGUAAUCAUAUCUUGGUUUUACCAUGGAUCGUUGCUUCAAUUUGGAAUAUGUACCACGUUCAUUACGGAAGUUUAUUGAGAAUGGGAACCGUUUUAAAACAAACCCGAACAAUAUCUAAACUACCUUGGAUUGCGCUUACUAUUGAUUUACUAGGAUUAGUGGUACGAUUGCUUUUAACGUGUCGCGUGGCACAUGUUGCGAUUACUCAAUGGUGUAACAAACAACUUGAAAAUCAUCUUAGAAAAAUACCGAAACGAAAACCAUAAUUUAAUACAACAGAUUUGGUUAAAGACUGAAACACUUUUUUUAAGAUCUCGAGAAAUAAAUGAAAAUUGUU
Molecule: messenger RNA, 685 nt
Organism: Onthophagus taurus
Lineage: Eukaryota; Metazoa; Arthropoda; Insecta; Coleoptera; Scarabaeidae
Source: RefSeq, a predicted model, not a curated record